CCUCCCGGACACUCCGUUGAAAGAGGACGGAGUCUUGGUACUAGUGUAAGUUGAUCAUCGAGAGGGGUGGAGUAUGGAGCCCUGCGCAUGUCUGUACAUGCAACACUUGGACGAAGGGAGGGAUUGUACAGUUGAAUAUCAGACUCGGUUCGAGGGUUGUGAUAGAGCAGUUACAGACCGGUACGGAAUGCGAUCGGCGCUGGUCUCUCGUGUGGAGUCUUUGCAUAAGUUUACCUCAAAUCCGUAUUUUCCGCCAUCUGAUGUGCAGCGAAUAUGGAACAGUAUUCACAGUGAGUUAAAAGUCUGGGCUGGUAAAACAGCGUCUUGGGAAAACAUUGUAACAGCUCGAUAAGUCAGUCCGUGAAGUUAGAAGCACAUUAAGUUUGAACAACAGACUUGACUUUAUAGGAAGGGAAGUUUUAAAAGAAUGUUUCUAGUGCUAUUUAAAUUAUAAUUUGCUAUGAGUAGUUUUGACAGCUGUGGACGACGUAUAUAAUAACCUUUUCGAAGAAAUGACAAUGACAAACCUAAAGUUUUACUUUAGACUGUAAUUAUUGUGAACAGUUCAGUAUAUUAAUUUUAAAUAAACCUAAGGAUAUUUUAUGUAAGAAGAAUUUUUGUUCGUCACAACAAAGUCGUGUGGUUGAGCUGAAGAUAUUGAAACAGUUAAUGAAUUAAAUUUAUUACUUAUGUAUACAUUAGUUUGAGGAAAGUGUAAUUUUUUUUCUUGUUAUUACAAACAAUUUGUACCAUAAGCUUCAUAUUUUCAAAUCGAUUUAUGACCUACGAGUGGUUAUAAUAUGAAUUGUUUAUAUCUGAAUAUAAAUUGCUGCACUCAGUUUGUAUGAAGUGAAAUUUUAUAUACGAUUAUCAAGAGACUAAAUAAACAACUUAAAAUGAAUUCGAGUGCAUAGUUUAGGAGAAAGUUUAAAAAUACAUGUGAAAACAUGAUUUUGUUAUAAACGUAAAAUCUAAAAUGUGUUUGUUUGGAAAAAACCUCUGGAAGGGACGAUAGAGGAAAAUAAAUUUCGUAUUUUACUCUUUUUAUUCAAGAGGAAUACGUGAUAUAUUCAGUUUUGCUUUUAUGUCAUUCUUGUAACACUUCAUAAAGAAUUUUGCGUCAACAAAUGAAGACAAAGUUGAAGAAUUCUUGGUUAGUUUCAGCUAAAAGAAUCUUUAUUUUAUAUAUGAAGUCUGUAAAACAGAACUGAAGUCGAGAUCGAAUAAUCUAUGUGUGUAUACGCCAUCAGAAACAUAUUGUUAAGACAUCGAAUGGUUUAUCUUCAUAGUUUUAAGAAAGCAACUCAAGAUAUUAUAAUUUAAAUGACGAUUAAUUAGGCUGUGUCUACUCGUUUUAGUUUACAUCCAGUUUUAGUGAAAGGAGGACACACGUGGGAAGAAGAUGAAAUUAUUAUGAAGUGAUAUUAAAACCUCGGCAUCAGAUCUACACAAAAUCCACAUUUAGCUACAAAUUUUAAGUAUUUCACGCUCACAAUAAAUUUGAUAUUAAACAAAGUUUUGGACGAUAUUUUUAGGAAAUAAAAAUCAGAGAUUAAACAGUGUUGAAAGAGGCAAAUAAUAUGACGUCUCCGAAUGUAGUAACAUGUACAAAUGUAAAUUGUGGCUUCAAGCGAAAAUGAAGUAAUCGUAAUCUAUUUUAUGAAAGGUAAUAAACUGAAACAGUUGAGUGACAGUGUUUAUUAAACGAACGAAUAUCGGAGAACACAUUGUCAAAAUUCAAGGAACAAAUGGUGGUAGAAUUUUUAAUGUAAAUUACGUUAGUCAAAACUAAGUUUUGACAGCAGGGAAGUGGAGAUUUCGAUUCAGAAAUUGGACAGACGGACAACCAGUAUGAAGGGUCACAAACAACACAACAAUAAUAACAUCAACAGUGCAGGGAACGUGAAGGAGGCGGAGCGCAGACUCGGCGCCAUCCUGACGACUGCGCAGAAGCUGUCCGUCUCUCCCGAUGACCUGUCCCGACUCUUGGCCGUCAAGAAGUUGACCCAGGGCACGGCGCGCUGCAGAAAUUGCUCGCGACAGGUGCUGCCUCUGCUGGCCGGAUUGUUGACUGUACUCAUGGUCCUGGUCAUGUACUCGGUCGAGGAGCAGGGACUGGGCUGCCUCAAGAACACUUCGGAAUCAUCCGUGACAACGUGUACCGAAGGUCCAUCUGCCAAACAGCACCCAGCUUCUGCGACAGGUCAGCGCAAUCAGGAUAAUGCAGAACAUAGCCACCAGAACGAUCCUGUGACCUCCUCACCCACUGAACGCUGGGUGACCUCUACAGGUCAACUGCUUAGAAGACAACGGUAACCAUGCCAACAGACAGCAUCUGCAACGAAGGGCGCUGAGACCCACGAAGAAUGAUACGUCGUCCAGUUUCAGAAAUAGCGUCUUGUUUCGAAGAGGGAUUUCAUAAACUUCAAGAUAGAUUUCGAUUCUUGUUUUAAGGCUCUGAAUUAAUAUGUAAAAUAUUUCCAAAAUUAUGUAUGUUUAAUAAUACAACUGACUGUGUUAUUUUAAGUUCUUGGGACUCGAAUGUUGCAUUAAACUUUGUUGAUGCGAUCUUGUGGAUAAAAAGACAACUAGUGUGUUAAGCAAUAACCUACAGAGCAUAGAUACUGAGGCAUAAUUAGAAUAUGUAGUACUUCCAACAUAUUUCCCCACACCAUAAAAUUCAUAAAUCGCCCUCGUGCUCGCCACUGGACCCAGGGUUCGCGGGUUCAAAUCCGGCACUAGGUCGAUGGAUUUUUAAAAGUGAUAAAAUUCCGUAGCCCAAGUUUCUUCAGAGGGGAAGUACAGCCGACGGUGCCAUGUCGUAGAUUUACGUCAAAAUUCAGCUUACAUUUCUCACCCAAUUCUCUCCUGAUUCGCUACUAGAUGGCUCUAGGAGACAAAAUCAUGAUUUAGUAGAAAUUGUGCAGAGGCAGUGGGCUGACCACUCACUACUCACAAAUGCACACUUGACAGGCUAGGAAACCUCCGAACAGGAGGCGGCGAGGACUCACAAAUGGAUUCUAGAGCCAAGUAAAAGAAUAAUGAAAUGCAAAAUGUGAUCUCAACAUUUCUUUGGAUAAUUUAUCGAAAUAUAAAUAAAAAAAAAUAAAAAUAUCUCGGAAUUGGCACAAGACUCAUAGUUAUCGUCCAGUUUUAAAAUAAAAAAAUAAUAUGCUGUUUCGAUAUUACGAGGACUUCUACGCACAUCAGGAUAGAUUUUAAAUCUAAAAAAUGUAGUAAGGCAUUCAUUGCUUUUCUCGCAGUAGACGCAACGGGAACGUCACGUGACUAAUAUAAAGUGUGUAACACAGGAAGUGGAAAAAUGUAACUUACUAAUUGGAUGAGUACCUGCUUAUUUCGAAAAGUGACAUAGUUCCCGGUUUUCGAUUCCAGAGACGCAUUAAUGACGUCAGACGAGUUAAUUGAUUAGAUAUAACAUCGAAAAAAUAUAUUUUAUGUCAAUGAGAUAUAGGUUAAAAAUCAAUUUUAUUUCGCCUAAUAUCGCAAUAUGGUUCAAUAACCCUUCAAUUAACAGCAGAACGAUCCAGUCAGCCUGUUAACACGCUCUUAAUAUUCCACAUUUCAAAUUGAGGUUAAUUUUUUCUUGUGAUUAUAAUCGUAGAAAUUUCGUAACAUCAACAGUAAAUUUCAUAUCGGUAUUUUAUAUAGUUUCGUAUAGUAAGUUAAUCUAAUCUGUACACAUUUGACUCUUCUUAAACCCUUCGAUUUUCGUAUUGAAAUGUUUUUUUUUUAAUUACGUAAUUUAAGGUUUCAUAAAACAAAUGGAAACACCUAGUUUAUAUAUAUUAUUUAGUCAUCUUCCUUACUGGAAUUAUAUAUCCAUAUAUGUGUGGAAAAGUUAAUUAACCGAGGAAUAUAUAAUUUUUAUUUUCUCACAAGCAGGAGGUGACUUUUUAUGUUAGCGAUACAAGUUUGGAUUCCUAGUUUAAUUUAUAAAUAGUGUUGAAGUUCCAGACUUAGGAAGUCUAAUUUAGUUUACACAUAAAAACGUUUAUAGUAUUUCCAUUGCUGUUCAGUGUUAAAAUACGUCAGAUGCAAACAUAUCGGUCUGAUUAACUUAACAUGUACUUGGUUUCUAUCGGAUCCAGAAAUCUACGACAUGUUAAAUUUUAAUUAAUAACUCAAGUUGUUUUAUAAAUGCAUGUUAAAAUGUUAUUCAGGGCCUUAAAAUAGUGAUAAGAAUAUGAAGAAAUUAACUACCAGUAAGUGAGUUUAUUCGCACUGUUAAUAAGUAAGCUAACCUGAAGAAGUUUUGUAAUGCGUUUGAUUCUAGUUGUGAGACGAGUGGUGUAUUGAAGUAACAUUUGAAGUGGUACUUACAGUGACUUAACGAAUGUUUCACCAUUUCUUAUAUGACAAGAAGAAGAUUGGCGAUGAAAUUGUGAGUUUGGUUUUCGGUUCAACGGGGACCAAUACUGUAGACGUUAGUCGGUAUAAAAUGAAACUACUUACUUAUGUCACAGUAGUACUAAUCAUGAUUAAACGUAUCACAUCUUA
Zootermopsis nevadensis is the source of this 4518-nucleotide messenger RNA. The record is from RefSeq and is a predicted model, not a curated record. NCBI's taxonomy places the organism in Eukaryota, Metazoa, Arthropoda, Insecta, Blattodea, Termopsidae.